Molecule: messenger RNA, 522 nt
Organism: Aureobasidium melanogenum CBS 110374
Lineage: Eukaryota; Fungi; Ascomycota; Dothideomycetes; Dothideales; Saccotheciaceae
Exons: 2
Coding region: 1-522 (173 amino acids)
Source: RefSeq, a predicted model, not a curated record
AUGCCCUCAGGAAAACCUCGUCUCUACGUUGCGCUCUAUCCUAGUGGAGUGUCAAAUAAUGAGGAACGCAAAUAUCACUGGGCGUUCUUGAUCGGACCAAAGUCUGAAAAUGCUAGAGAAGUGCCUGGCGUGCGCCACCAUGUCACCAACCCAGCUCAUGUUGGGUGGCAAUACGAAAAGGCGGACCUAGCCAACGUCCGUAUGACCAACAACCUCCUUGCACGUAUCGCUAUUGCAAAGAUAGAGGACGUAGAGAGACUCGAGGCCAUUCUGAAGAGUGUGCCUGUCGUGCAGAACGACUCCAAUUGGAGAUGUCGAACCUGGAUAGCCAGCGCAUUGGCAGAAAUAGAAAAAGAUGGGAAGGCUGUUGGGACCGCUGUGUUGGACUGGAAAGAGAUCGAGGAGACUGCGAGAAGAUAUGUCGCUCAGAAGACUGCUGCAGGGCGCUAUCUGGACGUCGAAAAGAUCAGAAAGCCAAGACCGACAUGGAGCAUGUUGGAGGAUAAGGAGACUACGACUUGA